AUGAACCCGGUGGGGAGCCUGGGCCCGGCGAUCGUGUUCGGCCGGUACACCUCCAUUUGGAUCUACGUCAUCGUGCCCGACGCCGGCAUGCUGCUCGGCGCACUCUUCAACAAAGCCGUCCGGCAGUCCGACGCGGUCGUGGGCUUCCUCUGCGGUGGCAGGGGCGCGUCCAGCCGGGUGGUCGUCGCCGGAGCACCUGGAACGAACUAG
Messenger RNA from Triticum turgidum subsp. durum (durum wheat), 210 nucleotides. NCBI's taxonomy places the organism in Eukaryota, Viridiplantae, Streptophyta, Magnoliopsida, Poales, Poaceae. The record is from the annotation of a GenBank genome assembly.